AUGCCGAGACCCUCGCGUGACACGUACGGUGAUCAGAAACCGCCGUACUCGUACAUUUCCUUGACCGCAAUGGCGAUCUGGUCCUCGCCCGAUAAGAUGCUGCCCCUGAGUGACAUCUACAAGUUCAUCACCGAUCGGUUUCCGUACUACCGCAAGAACACACAGCGCUGGCAGAACUCACUGCGCCACAACCUAAGCUUCAACGAUUGCUUCAUCAAGGUACCGCGACGUCCGGAUCGACCGGGCAAGGGAGCUUACUGGGCGCUGCAUCCGCAGGCCUUCGAUAUGUUCGAGAACGGGAGUCUGUUACGGCGUCGCAAGCGCUUCAAACUGCACAAAACGGAUAAAGACAUCCUCAACGAAGAGCUGGCAGCGUUGGCCAACAUCAACCGGAUCUUUCUCGCUCAAAACUCGGCCGACGCUUACUGUCCCACGGUGGCACCGGCGCCGGCAACGACCCUGCUGCCCGAACCGCCCGGCGUCGUUUUGCAUCAUCCGACGAGUAUGUUGCCCUCACCACCCCUGGAACCCCUUUCGCCACUACCGGUGCCGGGACCGAUAUCACCGGUCACUGCCAUUACCGCCGACACGGGAACGCCACUGAAACGGAGGACUCCGUUGCGUCCGAAGCGAUCGUUUACCAUCGAGAGUCUUAUCACGCCCGAGCAGGAGGACGAGGACGAGGAAGAUGAGGUGAUCGAGGUGCACGAACGGGACGAUAGUCGAUCGCCCAACAGCGCGACGCAUCUUCAUCAUCAUCAUCAUCAUCCGGCGCUGCAGCAUCUGCAUCAUGGACCAUCCAGCCAACAGCAGCUCCCGCCUGCUAGUAGCCUCCCAGGCGCCAACAUACCUCCAUUCCUUCAGUACACACAUCCUGCGCUGGCUGGUUACGAGUUGCCCAUCCAUCCACUGCUCAUGAUGGGCCCAUUGGGAGCGAUCCCUCCCCAUUAUUUUCACCACAGUUCCUACCACAGUCUAGCGGCGGCUCAUCAUCACCAUCAUCAUCAUCAGCAGCAGCAGCAGCAGCAGCUGCAUCAUCAUCACCAUCAUCAGAUGCUUCAUGGUAUUAGCAGGGAGCAUCAGCACCAGGGAGCUAUCGGCGGAAGUGCCGGUUCUGGUUCCGGAAGUCGAUCACCAACGGGAUCGACCACCGGUCCGGACAGUCCCCGAUCAGGCGGUGGUCCCACCGAUCUCAGUCGACCUCUCGGGCCGGCCCUUCGUAGCGUUUGA
Molecule: messenger RNA, 1230 nt
Organism: Anopheles darlingi
Lineage: Eukaryota; Metazoa; Arthropoda; Insecta; Diptera; Culicidae
Product: fork head domain-containing protein FD4-like
Exons: 2
Coding region: 1-1230 (409 amino acids)
Biological process (GO): regulation of transcription by RNA polymerase II; cell differentiation; anatomical structure morphogenesis
Molecular function (GO): RNA polymerase II cis-regulatory region sequence-specific DNA binding; DNA-binding transcription factor activity, RNA polymerase II-specific
Source: RefSeq, a predicted model, not a curated record